Messenger RNA from Erythranthe guttata (spotted monkey flower), 453 nucleotides. NCBI's taxonomy places the organism in Eukaryota, Viridiplantae, Streptophyta, Magnoliopsida, Lamiales, Phrymaceae. The record is from RefSeq and is a predicted model, not a curated record.
AUGGUAGGGUACACGGUGAUUCCGUACAUCGUUGCCCUAUUUGCAUCGCCCAUGUGGCUCUAUUACUUUCUCGGACUCGAAAAUUUGCGGUUAACAAAUUGGCAUGCCCAGUGGGACGAAAUUGGCACGUCCAGACUCGCCGAGGCCUUCAACAAAACUUUAUGUAAUUUGCUGAAGAAAGUGAUCGCCAAGUCAAAACGUGAUUGGCACGAAAGGAUGGGAGAAGCUUUAUGGGCUUAUAGAACAACGUAUAGAACACCUACUCAAGCCACUCCAUAUGCGUUGGUGUACGGUGUGGAAGCGGUCUUGCCUCUUGAAAAACAAAUUCCAUCAUUGAGGAUAGCUAUACAAGAAGAACUCACUCAAGAAAAAAAUGCUCGUUUGCGUCUUGCAGAAUUGGAAGCUCUUGACGAGAAAAGAUUAGAGAAACAACAAAGUAUUGAAUGCUACUAA